Didymella exigua CBS 183.55 is the source of this 867-nucleotide messenger RNA. RefSeq names its product inorganic pyrophosphatase. The transcript has 3 exons. Lineage: Eukaryota; Fungi; Ascomycota; Dothideomycetes; Pleosporales; Didymellaceae. The coding region runs from base 1 to 867 and encodes 288 amino acids. The record is from RefSeq and is a predicted model, not a curated record. Gene Ontology annotation, biological process: phosphate-containing compound metabolic process. Gene Ontology annotation, cellular component: nucleus; cytoplasm. Gene Ontology annotation, molecular function: inorganic diphosphate phosphatase activity; magnesium ion binding.
AUGGCUUACACUACCCGCAAGGUCGCUGCGGCGAACACCCUCGAGCACCGCGUCUACAUCGAGAAGGAUGGCGUGCCCAUCUCAGCAUGGCACGACAUCCCGCUCUACGCCAACGAGCAGCAGACGAUACUCAACAUGGUCGUCGAGGUCCCCCGCUGGACCAACGCUAAGAUGGAGAUCUCCAAGGAGGAGACCCUCAACCCCAUCAAGCAGGACACCAAGAAAGGCAAGCUCCGCUUCGUCCGUAACUGCUUUCCCCACAAGGGCUACCUCUGGAACUACGGUGCCUUCCCCCAGACAUGGGAGGACCCCAACGUCACACACCCUGAGACCAAGGCCAACGGUGACAACGACCCGCUCGACGUCUGCGAGAUCGGUGAGCUUGUCAACAAGCCCGGAGAUGUCAUCCAGGUCAAGGUCCUCGGUGUCAUGGCUCUGCUUGACGAGGGCGAGACUGAUUGGAAGAUCAUUGUCGUCAAUGUCAACGACCCCUUGGCUCCCAAGCUGAACGAUGUCGAAGAUGUCGAGCGCCACCUGCCCGGCCUUCUGCGUGCCACUAAUGAGUGGUUCCGCAUCUACAAGAUCCCCGAUGGCAAGCCCGAGAACCAGUUCGCCUUCUCCGGCGAGUGCAAGAACAAGAAAUACGCCAUGGACAUCGUCCGUGAGUGCGCCGAGGCUUGGGAGAAGCUCGUUGCUGGCAAGACCGCCAAAAACGACAUCGCUCUCGCCAACGCCACCGUCUCUCACUCCGCCGACAAGACCGACACCAGCUCGCUCAACAUCCCCUCGGGCGAGGACAAGUCCCCUGCCCCUAUCGACUCUAGCAUCGACAAAUGGUUCUACAUCUCUGGUGCCCCCUCCAGCUAG